Messenger RNA from Perca flavescens (yellow perch), 627 nucleotides. It is a transcript of the gene rasd4, whose product is annotated as rasd family member 4. Gene Ontology annotation, molecular function: GTPase activity; GTP binding. The record is from RefSeq and is a predicted model, not a curated record. Bases 1 to 627 code for a protein of 208 amino acids. Lineage: Eukaryota; Metazoa; Chordata; Actinopteri; Perciformes; Percidae. The transcript has a single exon.
AUGUCUUUUGAAGUGAAGGAGAAGACGGAGGUGCGUCUGGUGUUUUUGGGAGCAGCAGGAGUGGGGAAGACAGCCCUCAUCCAACGCUUCCUCAAAGACACUUUUGAGCCCAAGCAUCGGCGGACAGUGGAGGAGCUCCACAGGAAAGAGUACGAGGUGGCGGGUGUCAAAGUCACCAUCAGCAUCAUGGACACCAGCGGCAGCUACUCCUUUCCUGCCAUGCGGAAGCUCUCCAUCCAGAGCAGCGAUGCCUUUGCCCUGGUCUACGCCGUGGAUGACCCAGUAUCCCUGGAGGCAGUCAAGAGUCUGCGAGAGGAGAUCCUGGAGGUCAAAGAGGACAGGUACACGCCUAUCGUGGUGAUAGGCAACAAGAUAGACCGUCAAGACGAGCGCCAGGUGUCCAGCAAGGACGUGCUGUCCAUGAUGGAGCUGGACUGGAACCACAGCUUCGUGGAGUCCUCUGCCAAAGACAACAUCAACGUGCUGGAGGCUUUCAGAGAGCUGCUCCAGCAGGCCAACCUGCCCAGUCGGCUGAGUCCAGCGCUGUGCCGGAGACGGGAAACCUUCCCCAAGGAGAGCAACAAGCGACCUCCUCUGAACAAGACCAAGAGCUGCCUCGUCUCAUAA